AUGUUAUUCAUAGACUUAAUUAGUGUCAAUUCACUAGUAAUAUGUCUAACAUUAUUAGGAACUUUAUAUUUAUAUUUGACCAGAAAUUUCAAUUACUGGUCAAAACGGGGUUUAAAUGGACCGAAACCGUUACCCAUUUUUGGCACAAUGUGGCAAUUGUUUUUCAAGCCAUUGGGUCAAAUUAAUCUGGAUAAUUUCAAAAAAUUUGGCAAAAUUUAUGGAGUUUAUACUGGCAAUCGUCCGGUGCUUAUGGUAGCCGAUCCCCAACUAAUCAAAGACAUGAAUAUACGCGACUUUCAUCUGUUUGUCGACAGAAACGACUUCCGUACUGGCGAUGAACUGAGCGAUCGGACAAUGUUAUCGCUGAAAGGCGACGACUGGAAGAAAAUGAGAUCAAUUAUUACACCAACAUUUUCAUCGGGCAAAAUGCGUUCAAUGCAUCCGAUUAUUAUUGAUUGUAUCAAACGUUUGGACAAAUAUUUGUCGGACAAGAAAGAGGUUGAAAUGAAGAAAGCAAUGGGAAGUCUGACUAUGGAUGUGAUCGCUUCGUGCGCUUUUGGGACCAAAAUCGAUACCUACGAUGACCUGAAAAGCAACGACUUUUCCAAAUACGCUCAGAAGAUAUUUCGCGGCACUUGGAGGGUAUGGAUCAGCAUAUUGUUGGCCUCGACUUUCCCGAAACUGUUGAAAUGGACGGGAAUAAGAUUUUUUGAUCCCAAAGCACUUGAAUUUUUCAGUACAGUUAUUAACACAAUUAUCACUAAACGAAAAUCUGAAAGCAAUGGCAAAUACAAUGAUUACAUCCAAUUGAUGAUCAAUGCGACCAACAAGUCUUCUGGUGAUACCAAUGCUGAAGAUCGAGAAGUGUCUGCUGAUCUGAACGGAGAAAUUUUCGGCAACUCGGAGACCGUGUCCAUCAUUAAAAACAAUACCAAAUUAGGCCGAGAUAUGACCGAUACGGAUCUGUUGGCCACAGCGUUCAUAUUUUUUGUGGCCGGCUAUGAGACAACUGCCGCAGCACUGGCUCAUGUGCUACACUCGUUGGCCAUCAAUCAGGACUGUCAGCAAAAACUGUACGAUGAAGUGAAAAAAUUUGACGGUCAGUAUGACUACGAAAUCAUUGCCCAAAUGCCAUAUCUGGAGGCCUGUGUGGCCGAAACAUUGCGAGUCUAUACCACUCUUUCGGCAUCGAGUCGUAUAGCCUCUCAAGACUAUACAAUUGGUGACACCGGUAUAACUUUACCAAAAGGAUCGAUGGUCAAUUUUGAUAUACAAAGUGUACAUUACAAUCCCGACUACUAUCCCGAACCCGAUCGUUGGAAUCCCGAACGGUUUAUGCCCUACAAUCGGGAUAAGUUAGUUCCCUAUACUUAUAUGCCGUUUGGUUUGGGUCCCAGAAAUUGUGUGGGAAUGAGGUUUGCAUUGAUGGAGAUAAAGACAGCCGUAGCCUAUUUGGUCAAUAAAUAUCGAUUUGUGAGGACAGACAAAACAGAUGAGUCGUUGAUAGCGAAAAAAUUUGAAAUUGUUUUAACAACCGGUGAUACAUAUCUUGGUAUUGAAUCCAGAAAUUAA
Molecule: messenger RNA, 1572 nt
Organism: Oppia nitens
Lineage: Eukaryota; Metazoa; Arthropoda; Arachnida; Sarcoptiformes; Oppiidae
Product: cytochrome P450 3A11-like
Exons: 6
Coding region: 1-1572 (523 amino acids)
Molecular function (GO): heme binding; iron ion binding; monooxygenase activity
Source: RefSeq, a predicted model, not a curated record